Messenger RNA from Sinocyclocheilus rhinocerous, 3140 nucleotides. Its product is annotated as dual serine/threonine and tyrosine protein kinase. The record is from RefSeq and is a predicted model, not a curated record. Gene Ontology annotation, biological process: positive regulation of ERK1 and ERK2 cascade; negative regulation of apoptotic process; protein phosphorylation. Gene Ontology annotation, molecular function: ATP binding; protein kinase activity. The transcript is spliced from 14 exons. Lineage: Eukaryota; Metazoa; Chordata; Actinopteri; Cypriniformes; Cyprinidae. Gene Ontology annotation, cellular component: cytoplasm.
GCCUCUCGCCAAAUGGACGGGCAGCAGCGGCGGCGGCGGCUGGCAGCGCAAAACUGCCGUAUUUGGGCUGAAAAGUGAAACAUUCCCGACGCAAACACCGGGAUUAUCGAUGAUCGGCGCUCACCCGCGGGGGAAAAGCUGCCAAGCGCAAGCAGCGACCCGCUCCGCGCGAGUGUGUGUGUGUGUGUGUGUGUGUGUGUUACCGAUCCGAACCGCGCCGAUAUCGGUCCGGUUACCGGGAGGAGGCCGUGUGUGUGUGUGUGAGUGAGUGAGUGAAUGUGUGUUUAAGUGUAGGGUUAGAUGCACUGACACACACACACACACACACACACACACCGCUGGUUGUUGUUGUUGUAAAGUUAUCGGUCCGGUCCAUCCUGCGGUGAUCCGGGUCUCUGCAGAAACAGCGCGCGUUUGUAUGGAUAUGUGACGCGGACUCGCUCCGGGAUCAGGAUGGAGAAAGCGCAGAAAAACAGCCCUCUGGUCAGAGAUCUGACCCGAGCCUUUAGCCACUUCAACAAACACAACGUGUUCCUGAAGAAGAACCUGAAGGAGACCCUCACCUUCUUCCGCGAGAUCCGACAGAACCACAGCAACACCUGCAGCAGCACACCUGGAGCUCUGGACACAGGUCAGCUCAGCUGUAUCUCGCUCCCGCGUCACGAGGAGGACUAUCUGCAGAAUGUGGUCGGUAGCGCCCCCUACAUCCUCAUCCUGGGCCAGGACUGUUCAGCCCGAUACCAGCUGCUCAACUGCCUGCUGGGAGAGAGGCUCCUCCCCCUGGGCUCGGAGGUGGGAGGGGCCUGUGGGCUGGAGGGCGGGGCCUGCAGGCGGAGGAAGCUGUGCUUCACGCACGGCCGUCAGACACGCUUGAGCCUGGCGCUGCCGGGGCAGUAUGAGCUGGUGCAUCAGCUGGCGGCUCACUGCGGACGCUGGGACACGGUGCCAUGCGAGGAUCUGGAGAUCCAGGAGUGCGAGGAUCCCGCGCAGCGAUUGGCCGAGCUGGAGGUCACGCUCCAUCACGCGCUGCUGCAGGAGGUGAAGAUCAUGGUGCUCCCGUGCAGCGGCGUGCAGCCGGUGGAGGAGGCUCUGGAGGACUGCAAGCGCGGCAUCCUUCCCAUCAUCCUCUACGCCAUCAGUAAAGACGCGCUGAGUGCCGAGCAGGUGAGCGACCUGCAGAAGGUGCGUGAGAUGCUGCCGUUCCCCGUCUGCUUCGUCCGGGCCCCCAGCGGCCCCUCGGACCCCGGGGCCCUCCACAGGCAGCUGCUGUCCCUGGAGCUCGUGGGCGCAGCGGCGGGAAACUGCGCCUGCGGGGCUCCUGCGCAGACGCAGAGCAUUCUGGGAGAGAGUCUGGAGCGUCUGCAGCGUGUGCUGGGGCCCUUCACUCGACAGCUGCUGCAGAACCAACAGGUGGAGGCCGCGACGCUGCUGAACGCCGUCCAAUGCCGCUGCCUCGACCUAUUCAUCAACCAGGCGUUCGACAUGCAGAGGGAUCUUCAGAUCACGCCGCGGCGGCUGGAGUACACUCGAGAGAAGGAGGGAGAGCUCUUCAGCUCUCUGAUGGCCAUCGCCAACCGCAAGCAAGAGGAGAUGAAGGACAUGAUCGUGGAGACGCUGAGCGGCAUGAAGGAGCAGCUGCUGGAGGACGCCGCCAACCUGCACUUCUCCGUGUUUCAGCCGCGCAAAGACGGUCACGGCUUUAUCCUGAAUGCGGCGUAUAACGUGGAGGUGACCUUCCACUCAGGCUCCUCCGUCACCAGGCUCUUCUGGGAGCAGAUCAAGCAGAUCAUCCACCGCAUCACGUGGGUCAAUCCUCCGUCCGUCUCGGCCGAGUGGAAGCGCAAGGUCGCGCAGGACGCCAUCGAGAGCCUGAGCGCCGCCAAACUGGCCAAGAGCAUCUGCUCUCAGUUCAGGACCAGACUCAACAGCUCCCACGAGGCCUUCGCCGCCUCGCUCCGACAGGUGAUUCUGCAGCGCGUACUCCUUCUAGGUGCAUUAGCAGACUCUGCACUUUAAUCAGAUCUUAAAAGCCGAUCACUGCGAGACAUUCUGCUGCACGGAAAGCCGAAGAUGGGCCGUGAGCUGGGCCGUGGUCAGUACGGUGUGGUGUAUCUGUGUGAUAGCUGGGGUGGACGUCACCCGUGUGCCCUAAAGUCAGUCGUUCCUCCUGACGACAAGCACUGGAACGACCUCGCGCUGGAGUUCCACUACACACGGUCUCUGCCUAAACACGAUCGUUUAGUGAAUCUCCACGGGUCGGUUAUCGAUCACUCGUACAGCGGCGGCUCGAGUAUCGCGGUUCUGCUGAUCAUGGAGCGAUUACACAGAGACCUCUACACGGGACUGAAGGCCGGUCUGUCUCUGAAGGAGCGUCUUCAGAUCGCUCUGGACGUGGUGGAGGGGAUCCGGUUCCUGCACAGUCAGGGUCUCCUACACCGCGACAUCAAGCUGAAGAACGUUCUGUUGGACAGACAGAACCGGGCGAAGAUCACUGACCUGGGCUUCUGUAAACCCGAGGCCAUGAUAUCCGGCAGUAUCGUAGGGACGCCCAUCCACAUGGCACCGGAACUCUUCACAGGAAAGUACGAUAACUCCGUCGACGUGUACGCGUUUGGGAUCCUCUUCUGGUAUCUCUGCUCCGGCUCCGUCAAACUCCCAGAAGCCUUUGAGAAAUGCUCCAGUAAAGACCAGCUGUGGACCAACGUCAAGAAAGGCUCGCGGCCGGAACGUUUGGCCACGUUUGACGAGGAGUGCUGGCAGCUGAUGGAGGCCUGCUGGAACAGAGACCCUUCCCAGAGACCCCUGCUGGGCAUCGUCCAGCCCAGCCUGCAAAGCAUCAUGGACCGCCUGUGCGACAAUUCUGACCAAAAGAGCGGCAACCUGGAGGACUCGAACUGACAUCAUUUCCCUGCAUGCUCCUCUUGAGACGCUAAAGGAAAGCAGCUCUCGUUUUGUGUGUAAAAAAUGGACGAAUGUUGCUUGUCUGCCUCUGAACAAACCUGAUCACGCGUGUCAUAUUCAGCGCUGCUCGUCACGGAUCCUCUAGAACAGAGUUUUACAUGUAGUCGAGUUUGUGUUACAGAUGAACCGCUGAUUUUUAGAUGGUGUUUAAACUGUUUACAUUAUCCUGAGAUUACAUU